AUGGGUAGCUUUUCCCAGACGGUCCGUUACAAACUGCUCACCACUGUAUGUGCCGGCAUUCCCACCAUUGACUGCAAAGCCGCUACCCUACGGCCGGCACAUGUCAUGAGAGCAGCAGCAGAGAACGGCUACGAGGACGUUAUUCGUAUAUUUGUCGCAAAUGGUGGCGACGUGAAUGAAGGGUGCGGCGAAGACGAAGGUAACGUUCUUCAAGCCGCUGCGAUAAAGGGCAAUGAGACCCUAAUACGAUGUCUUGUUGAGCUCGGAGCCGAUUCCAACGGAAUUGGAGGCGAACUGGCAGGCGUUCUCCACAUUGCAGCCGUCAAUGGUGACGAAAGUACCACCGGCUUACUGCUAGAAAAUAGAGCAGACCCCAAUACUAAAGGUGGUAUAUACGGUUUCGCACUCCAAGCAGCUGUCGCAGAGGGCCAUGAGAACAUCAUACGGAUGUUGCUCGAUAACGGUGCAGACGUCAAUCUCGGAGGUGGGCCUUAUGGGAACGCUUUCCAAGCCGCAGUGGAGAACGGUGAUCAAGAUAUUGUUGAGCUCUUGCUGGCUCAUGUGGCAAAUACAAAUACGAUGAUUGGGGGUGAAAAUAUACGGCGUUGCAAGAGGUGGCAGGACGAGGCUUAG
Molecule: messenger RNA, 633 nt
Organism: Aspergillus lentulus
Lineage: Eukaryota; Fungi; Ascomycota; Eurotiomycetes; Eurotiales; Aspergillaceae
Product: ankyrin repeat domain-containing protein
Molecular function (GO): protein binding
Source: RefSeq, a predicted model, not a curated record